AUGGUAUGUGAUGGAUGUUAGUUGAUUUUAUUCAAAUUUGUUGCUUCUAGGUGAAGAAAACCGUCAGGAAGACGAAAAAAGUCGCCCCACCACCGGCACAGUUGAGAAAGACUGAUGCCAAGAAGGAGGAGAAGACCUCACUGUUCGAAAAGCGCACACGAAGCUUUGGAAUUGGUAUGUUUAGCUGAUCUUGAGUGUCAAUUGUUAGAUUAUGGUGUAAUUCACAUUGGAAUCGAAUAUUUUUGCUUUUCUGGUGACUUGCACCAAAAAAUAUACGAGUUUUACACUUUGCGAGGAUUGAAAGCGUAGUUUCCUUUGUUCUUACAAGACUCGACAAAUUUUGUGUAAUUAUUCUUCUGUAUGUAUACGGGUUUUAUUAUUAUAUUCUUAGGUCAGGAUAUCCAGCACAAGCGCGAUCUUACCCGGUUUGUGAAGUGGCCGAAAUACAUCCGUCUUCAACGCCAGAAGGCCGUUCUUCAAAAGCGUCUGAAGAUUCCCCCACCGAUCAACCAGUUCCGCUUGGCUCUUGAGAAGAACAACGGUAGGUUACUAUUGUUAUUCUAUCUUUUCGAUUUUUAGCUCGUAAGGUGUUCGAACUCUUGGACAAGUACCGACCAGAGACCGAUGAGGCGAAGAAGGAACGACUUCGAAAGCGAGCUGAGGAGAGAAAGGCUGGCAAGCCUGAGACUGUCACCAAGAGACCCGGUGGAGUCAGAUUUGGCAUCAACAAUGUUACUAAGCUCAUCGAAAACAAGAAGGCUUCCUUAGUCGUUAUUGCUCAUGAUGUUGAUCCUCUGGAGAUUGUUUUGUUCCUCCCCGCUUUGUGCCGCCGUUUUGAUGUCCCGUACGUUAUUGUUAAGGGGAAGGCUCGUCUUGGUCAAGUUGUCCACCGCAAGAACUGCGCUGCCAUCGCCCUUACCGAUGUGCUUCCGUAAGUUUUUUGGGAUUAUGACAAAACAAUCUGUAAAUCAUUUUAAUCUUUUGUAUUUUUAGUGAGCACAGAACCCUGCUGAAGAACGUUACCGAGGUUGCGACUGCCAACUUCAAUGAACGAGGGGAUGAACUCCGCAAGAACUGGGGUGGCGGUAUCAUGUCUCAGCGCUCUCAAGCUCGUGCUAACAAGAUCGAAAAGGCCCGUCAGCGAGAACUCAUCCACAAAUCGUAA
Bursaphelenchus xylophilus (pine wood nematode) is the source of this 1165-nucleotide messenger RNA. The record is from the annotation of a GenBank genome assembly. Lineage: Eukaryota; Metazoa; Nematoda; Chromadorea; Rhabditida; Aphelenchoididae.